Molecule: messenger RNA, 1689 nt
Organism: Spinacia oleracea (spinach)
Lineage: Eukaryota; Viridiplantae; Streptophyta; Magnoliopsida; Caryophyllales; Amaranthaceae
Product: protein SLOW GREEN 1, chloroplastic
Exons: 5
Coding region: 144-1196 (350 amino acids)
Molecular function (GO): protein binding
Source: RefSeq, a predicted model, not a curated record
AACCUAUUUUUUCAAAAUAAAAAAAGGGUUAACAGGCGUGGGCUGUGUUUUCAGGACACCAUCGUCCCCGUCUCCAAUUCCAUGGACAUCAUCGCCUACUUCUAACUGUAGUAGUGUAGGUGAACCUUCAUCUGCUUCUAAAAAUGGCCUUCUUCUCAACAAACACUCUUUCUCUCAAUUCACACCCCAACAUUCACUGCUCCACAUUAUCAACUUAUUUUGCGCGUAUCUCUAACAAUCAUAAUCAACAUUCUAUAACAUUCCGCAGAAAUCAAUCUACCACUGCAUGUAUCGCUAAAUCCGACUCCAAAAUUUCAAAACCCUUCAAGUUGAUCACCAAUUUGCACUCAACCCACAAAAAAAUUCCCCAAAUUUUGACCGAAAAUGCGGUAAAAUGGCUUGUUGGGUCCUUACUUUUGGCGGGCUCUCUUAGUAUUAGUGGACCAGUUAGGGCAAUACCAGUUCAAAGUAGUGUAAAUUUGGGAGAGGAGAGAGAAAUCCAGAAAGAGAAUGGUGAAGACGAGGAGAUGUAUGAGAAGCUGUUGGAGCAAGAGCCCAGAAAUGUGGAAGUUUUGAAGGUGGUUGUAAAUGGGAAGAUGAGAAAGGGGAAAACGAAGGAGGCCGUGAAAUAUGUAGAGAGGUUAGUUGAUAUUGAGCCAGACCAGGUUGAAUGGAGGCUUUUGCAAGCUCUUUGUUGUGAGAUGAUGGGCCAAUUGAGUAAAGCUAAGAGGUUGUUUAAUGAUAUUCUUAAGGAAACUCCUCUUUUUCUCAGAGCUUUGCAUGGUUUGGCAAUGGUGAUGCACAAGAACCAUGAAGGGGCAGCAGUUUUCGAUAUGUUGAAUAAAGCUCUUGAACUUGCUACUCGUGAAAAAAGGGUUACUGAAGAGAGGAACAUCAAGAUUUUGAUUGCACAAAUGCAUCUAGUGAAGGGGAAUUUAGAUGAAGCUUUGAAGAAGUACGGAGAUUUAAUUGAUGAGAAUCCUCGAGAUUUCAGGCCUUAUUUGUGCCAGGGAAUAAUAUACAGCUUACAGGAUAAAAAGAGGGAAGCUGAUGAACAGUUUGAGAUUUACAGAAAUCUUGUUCCAGAAGAAUUCCCACAAAGAGGAUUCCUUGAAGAUGUUGUAGUCGCAGCGAAAACAGAAUCGAGAGAACAGCUGGAGAAGGAGUUUAAGUCUCAGUUCUCAUAUAAGAGAUAACUAUGCGAAACUUUGUUUUGCAUUUGUGGUCCUUGGCUGAUUUUAUGAACCUUGUUAUACAUAGUGAACACUUUUCGAGGAAUGACCUGAAAAUCACCAGGAGCCACAAGCUAACCUCACUAUCUCUUGCCUACUAUGGCAUUGUGUACAUAUCAUUUAGUUGGUGCAACUGAAAGUCUGACCGAUCAAAUUAGAAGUGUUUUUAUUGUAACGGCAAGUUCUCGUUUCUGGCUGAUUAUCAUUUAUCAGCCACUAGCUAGUGAAUGAAUCUUGCUGCAGAAUGUCAGAGAAUUUUGCCUUUUGUCUUCUUCUUCUUGAUGAGGAUUUUUGGUGGUUGAUUUUGUGUGUUUGUGGUUCGGAUCAUUCUUAAUUUUUCUUGAAGAGCUAAUGUGCUAGGAUUUAACAACCGUAAUCUAUUGCCAGUUUGGGUGCCUUGAUAACUGCUAUCUUCCUCUGAUUCCUUUAAAUAAAGCACGAUAUUUGAUUUCUUUAA